AUGGUUAAAGAAUACGUACAAAGAGCAACCUGUCGCCGUUUACACGUAUUACAUUCCAUGUGUUCAAAAAUACACUUCAUUCAGUGUACUCAAUUUGAUUUAAAUUACGUGAAGAAAAAAACCCGCGUCAAAUUUCUUAGACGAAAUGAACGGCAAGAGAUGUUGAUAGCCGCUCCAUUAGACUUGUCAUUCAAAAAAGCAACCACAAUGAAUGAAUUGGCAAAUAAGCGUCCACAAGCAGUACGAACGGGUAAAAUUCCGUUACGAACAGCUGCAGAUCGUUUUGUAACAUGUUCCUUGUGGUUAAGCAAUAAUUCAUUGACAUCAAUGUUCGGAUUUGAAAAUCUUGCACAAAAACUUCUCGAUGAUCCAUCGCACCUUAGUUGGCUCGAUCUUUCUUUCAAUGAAAUAGAACAAAUUGCUGAUGAUAUUACACAUUUUCCGAAUUUGAAAAUUUUUUAUUUGCAUGGAAACAAUAUUUCGGAUAUAAAUGAUGUUGUAAAAUUGAAAAAGUUAUCAACUCUUAAAUCUUUAACGCUACAUGGAAAUCCCAUUGAAAAUCUUCCGUAUUAUAGAGGAUACAUCGUUCACAUUCUUCCACAAUUAACGACGCUAGACUUUUCAGCGGUACUAUCAACUGAGAGGAAGAAGGCAGCACCGGCUGGAUUUUACAAAAUAAUAUAUGGUAGUACAUGA
Bombus pyrosoma is the source of this 696-nucleotide messenger RNA. Its product is annotated as leucine-rich repeat-containing protein 51-like. The transcript has 3 exons. Lineage: Eukaryota; Metazoa; Arthropoda; Insecta; Hymenoptera; Apidae. Bases 1 to 696 code for a protein of 231 amino acids. The record is from RefSeq and is a predicted model, not a curated record. Gene Ontology annotation, molecular function: protein binding.